Molecule: messenger RNA, 2136 nt
Organism: Misgurnus anguillicaudatus (oriental weatherfish)
Lineage: Eukaryota; Metazoa; Chordata; Actinopteri; Cypriniformes; Cobitidae
Source: RefSeq, a predicted model, not a curated record
AAAAACAAAUCAUUCUUUCUUCUGCUGAGCAAGAGAAGCAUUUAUUACUCUCUUUUACUUUCUUCUUUUUAUUUUGUUUCAGUUGAUUCUCCUUCAGUCCACUUGUUUGGCAUAUCCUUUAACAUUUGAGCUUGUUUGCAGUUUAAAAGUGGAAUUUUUCUUCAUAAGAAGAAGCAUUUUGAAUGUGAUCCAGGGAUGAAAGGACUGCUAUAUCUACUUUUUCAAGGUGUUCUGCUGUAUGAGACUUUGGCAUGGAAAGUAAGAAUGCCAUCAGAAAUUCAUGGCCUCAAAGGUUCCUGUCUGGUUAUACCGUGCUCUUACUCUUACACUUCAUACCCACCAACUAACCCACGUAGAGUUGUGUGGUAUCAGUGGGUGUCAAAAGGCUACCCUUUAGUUUGUGAUCCCUGGUAUCCAGACAGUGUCAUUGACAAGUUCAGAGGAAAAACUGAUAUAUAUAGGCCUACAUACUCAGAUCGGGAUUGUAGUUUGCUGAUCAAAGGCGUGGAUUCGUCCCACAAUGGAGAAAAAUUAUAUACAUGGAUUGACCCAGAAAAUGUUGGAAAGAGCACCUAUAAGUUUUAUGAUGUCACCUCCAAGAUUAUUGUUGACUCAAAUCCACAGCAGCCCAUCAUUAAUAUUUACGGAGGCGCAAAGAUCAGUGACAGCAUUAGAGUAGCGUGUUACACCUACCACACCUGUCCAUACAGCAAACCAAACAUCAUUCUGAAGGGUAUUGAAGGAUCUGAUAAUGUAGAUGAUGUUCAUAUGGAAAAUGGUCGAUGGAAAACCACUCUGACACGCACCGGUGUUGUGAAGGCUGAACACUCAGAUAUUGAGUGUACUGUAACACAUCAUGGAGGCAAAACAGCAAGAGCUACAAAAUCACAAAGUGCAAAAUGUGUCUAUUCUAGUAUAACCAUAGAGCCUAAACUGGCAGAUAUUACAGAGGGUGUUGCAAAGACAUUCACUUGUACCGUCCAUCAUUCCUGUCAGAUGAAUCCUCCGAUCCUCUCCUGGAACUAUGAGAACAUGCCGGUCAAAGAUGGAAAGAAACAACUUACAGGGUUUGAAUUGGCCACCUUUUCCACCAUAACCUUUUUGGGAGCAAAGAAAGAUGAUGGGAAGAAAUUAAUCUGCACUACAAAUAUUUCUGGACAGAAGAUCACAGCAUCUGUCGACUUACAUGUACAAUAUUCUUUUACAGAGCCUCCAAAACCAGUGACUCCAGUCCAGAAAAAAUAUUAUUUCACAGAGUCUCCAAAACCAGUGAGCCCAGUCCAGAAUAAAUCUGUUUCCCAGAAACCCGAGUUGAGGACCUUUGACAUGAUGACAAUUGGACUUUACAUUCUAGCCCCUUCAUUUGCCUUUCUUCUCAUUUGCAUAUUUGCUGGGGUCAUCAUAUACAAGAAGUGUAACAGCUCAAAUGAUUUGCAUGCAGCUGCGGCCCUUACACCAUCACCAAAGAGUCAGAAAAAAUCCUGCACUAUGGAGAAUUGUGAAGGUUAUUACGCCAAUAUGGAAGAUCUCAACGUUUAUGGAAACGUCUUAUGAAAAUGCUCCACAUCACCUGCGAAAUGUGCUCAAUACAGUGUUUUUAACCCUAACCUAAACAGAAAAGAAAAAAGUUAACAUAUAUUUUAGUUAAUAUUAAAAAAUACUUUAUCAUAUCAUGGAAAAUAACAUCAGUAUUUUAAUUCACAUGCUUUUAUAUUAGACUUACUAUUAUUUUGUCUGAUUUGUGUGGCAUCUGGAUCUCUCUUUGGCUUUUCAGUUCUAAUCAGCAAUUUGGCUAAGCAAAUUAACUUUGUACUUAAAGCGACAGUUCACCCAAAAACCAAAAUUUUGUCAUCAUUUACUCACUCUCAUGUUGUUUCAAACCUGUAUGAGUUUCUUUAUUCUGUUGAACACAACAGAAGAUAUUUUGAUAAAUGAUGGUGAGCACACAGUUUCCGUACCCUUAGACGUCCACAGUAUUUAUUGUUCCUGCUGUACUACAGUAUGGCAGUCAAUGGGUAUCGUGAAGUGUAUGGUUACCAUCAUUUAUUAAUGAGUCAUUUGAUUCGAUUUCUUUUGUCUUUAAUGUGUUAAAAUGUGUCUGUACAUAUAAAAGAUCUGUAAAGUUGCAAAUAUUAA